Messenger RNA from Bicyclus anynana (squinting bush brown), 2490 nucleotides. It is a transcript of the gene Cyp49a1, whose product is annotated as probable cytochrome P450 49a1. Gene Ontology annotation, molecular function: oxidoreductase activity, acting on paired donors, with incorporation or reduction of molecular oxygen; monooxygenase activity; iron ion binding. NCBI's taxonomy places the organism in Eukaryota, Metazoa, Arthropoda, Insecta, Lepidoptera, Nymphalidae. The transcript has 7 exons. The record is from RefSeq and is a predicted model, not a curated record. The coding region runs from base 109 to 1653 and encodes 514 amino acids.
UCAACUUAGUCAGGUGUUGCGAAAUUGCUGAAAACGUAACACAGUCGCCCCACUGCUUACACGAUACAUCUCCCAGGGGCUGAAAGGACCAUCAGUAUUGUACACGCGAUGGCUCGUGCAAGAUGUUUUGCGACCAUCCCUGGCCCUAGGCCACUACCUUUAUUGGGUAACUCCUGGCGAUUCGCUAUCGGACAAAAGCCGUGGAGAACUCGCAAUUUGGACAUUACGUUGUGGAAUUUAAGGGCAUUAGCUGGAGCAGGCGGCGCUGCUAAAGUUGCAAAACUCUUCGGACAUCCGGAUUUAGUAUUUCCAUUUUGUGCCGAGGAGACUGCCAAAAUUUACAGACGCGAGGAUGCUUUGCCGCAUAGAGCGGUCGCCCCUUGCCUUAGACAUUAUAAACAGGAAUUGCGAAAGGAAUUCUUCGGCGAUGAGCCUGGCUUAAUAGGCGUGCACGGUAUGCCAUGGUCGAAGUUUAGAUCUAAAGUGUCGAAAGCUUUGGUGGCACCAGAAGCAGCGAGGGCGGCUGUGCCGUCGCUUGAAGGCGUUGCAAUAGACUUUCUUAACAGAAUGGAAAACAUUUUAGACGAGAAUAUGGAAAUGCCGAAAGACUUUCUUAUGGAAUUGUACAAAUGGGCGCUUGAAUCCGUAGGCGCAUGGGCUUUAGGAACAAGACUAGGAUGUUUGAAAGAUAACAACGAAGACGCUAAGGAAAUAAUCAAAAGCAUACACGGAUUCUUCCACAGUGUUCCAGAACUAGAAUUAUCCGCUCCUCUGUGGAGAAUUUAUUCUACACCAGCUUACAAGAAUUAUGUUAACGCAUUGGACUCAUUUAGAAGUCUAUGUUUAAAGAGACUUACUAACAAUGGAGUGUGUGCUGAAAUAGCAAAGAAAUCAGGAGAAAAAGUAGCAACUAUAUUAGCUUUAGAUUUGUUACUGGUAGGUGUUGAUACGACCGCAGCGGCCGCCGCUAGCACAAUGUAUUUGCUGGCCAAAAAUAGUAGAGCACAAGUCAAGUUACAAAAGGAACUGGACACGAACCUUCCCAUGGCCAGAACACUUAACAGCAAAGAUCUGGAUCAGUUACCAUAUUUACGGGCUUGCAUCAAAGAAGCUUUGCGAAUGAAACCGGUAAUCUUGGGGAAUGGUCGUUCCAUACAAUCAGAUGCUAUUGUAUCUGGAUAUCAAGUACCUAAAGGGUCACACAUAGUCUUUCCCCACUACAUUAUGUCAAACGAGGAGAGAUACUUCCCAUCGCCACACGAAUAUGUACCCGAACGUUGGAUGAGAGACAAUAGCAACGAAAAUGUAGAGCCGGAGUUCGCCAAACAGUUUGCCAAAGGUUGUGGUCACACUACGCAAAUACGGGGGGAAUCAAACGGAUCAAUCUGCGAACAUGCAAAGGCAUUGUCGGUGUGUAACAAGCAAAAGGAAAUUGGAAUUCAUCCAUUUGCAUCGCUGCCAUUCGGUUUCGGGCGACGGAUGUGCAUAGGCAAGAGAUUCGCUGAAGCGGAAUUGCAGUUAUUGUUAGCGAAGAUAUUUCACAAAUACAAAGUGACUUGGAGAUAUCAAGAGCUAACAUACAGCGUAACACCGACUUACGUGCCAAACGAACCGUUAAAAUUUACACUCCACCACAGAAAACAGACUGAUUAACGAUAAAUUUUAACUUAAGAUUAAGAUAAAUUUUAAAACGAUUGUUUAUUUAUAUGGUGAAUGUACUGUACCAAAAAUAUUAUACUAUCAGCAGCUGUAUUUAACCAUGUUUUAUAACUCCACAGUGUGAGUUUUGUAUCUAUCUCUGCGUAACACGAUACUAUAGAUAGAGCCAGAUAAAGAAGAAUACAAAGCUUACACUGUCGAGUUAGAAAAAGAUCGUUCCAGACUGCACUGUAAACAAACCUCUUAUUGCAUUUUAAUAAAACGACCCUUUAAAAAAAGCAGUAAUUUAUAACUUCACUGUGAGUUUUAAAUUCACUUCUAUGUUUCUCUGUCCAACGCGAUACUGUAGAUAGAGACAGAUGGAGAUGAAUACGAAGCUCACACUGUCGAAUUAAAAAAAUAUCGCGUAAAACUGCGCUACGAACACACCUCUUUGCAUUUGUUGAACCUUUUCAUUUCAAAAUGAAUUUUCAUUUUUUGGAGAAACCAAGUUAUGUUUAUUAACCUACAUGAUAAUUAAUAUUAACCUAAAUGAUAAAUAAUAAACACAAUAAUUGAAACUCCCAAUAAAUUGAAAUUAAUUAUUGAAAUGCAACAACGGACAAAAGGAUUUCACUAAAAUAUAAAUUUUGAUUCCAUAAUUUGCAUGCAUUUAAUGGGUUUAAAUGCAAUAAUUAUGAAACACAAAUUGUUAUAAUUUCGAUCGGACCUAUUGUAAUAAUGUAAAUUGCUAAUUGAUGAUUUUAAUAAAAGUUAUUAUGUGUGUUUUAUUCAUAUUAAGAUCACCACACCGUCCAUCUAUUAUAACAUCAACACAUCACAUCGUACCGU